AUGUCUACCUCUCCUCCUCUCUCACCUGGUGCCGAGAUGGGAAAUCAUUGGGAGCUCUCGUCUAGAGCCUCGUCACCCCGACCCGACACCUCGAGCAACACCAACAGCUUGUUCUCGUCGCCUGAUUCACCUGCCAGCACAAAGCUAUCAUUCGCGAGUCUUGGACCCAAUGAUGCUAAGGAUACUGCGUCUCCGACUCGCCCAAGCAUUGCAGUGAUGCCUAGCUUUGCGAACCACAUCCUUGUGGGAAACACAGCAUACGCACCAGGUCAGAUCCAGGCCAUGCUUAACAUUAUCCAGCAAGGAAGAAGAACAGGAGAGUUUCCCAAUACAGCGUCUUCAAUCGAGGAUGCCCAAACUAUCGUCGAAGACUAUCACCACCUUCAGCGCCUUCGCGACGCACGAGGCGACCCCGCCUUACCGCCGUCAGAACAGUACAACAUUCUCAAGGUUGACAUCGCCCGCCGCAUCAAGGCUCGCGAUGAAGCUCGCGGAGCCCCGGCCAACUUUCAAGAGGUGGAUCACCGAGUUCAAAACUGGAUGAGCUCAAUCAACAAGGAAGUUCGCAUGAUGGAGAUUACACAGGCGGCACUCCAGCGCAAGGGCAUCAACAACCCUACACAAGACGACUUGGACGCCAUCGCCGAAGAGUUCAUGCAGAUCGCGGAGCGCACUCUUCUCGAUGUUGCCAACCCUCUGCGCAUGAAUAAUACGCGUCUUGCCGGCAACAUCGAUCGCUUCGAUAGCCAGCUCAAUGGCUUGUCGUCGUUGGACGGCACGAUGCGCAGCACACUCAAUGCGAUGCUGAAUUCUCAGAGCAACAACCUCAACGGCUCUAGCAACAACCUCAACGGCUCUGUCAGCACACUCAAUGCGAUGCUGAAUUCUCAGAGCAACAACCUCAACGCCUCCGCCACUAUGCUUAACACGGCCCUCAACACCGUCAUCACCAAUAUGCCAUCAAUGGUUGACGCGGCGGUUCAAGCUGCAGUUAAAGAGCAUCUCUCUUUCGUCUAUCAACAUUUCCCUACCACACAGUCCCAAUUUAACUACGAUCAGCCACCCGGAUACGGCACAGCUACACGGGCAAAACAAAUCCAAGCGGCUUGUGGCGAGGUCUUUGACGGUAACACACGAGUGGUCGCCUCUGCAGUCCAAGAGUACGGACAGCCCAGGAAGUCAAGAUUCAAGGGAUUCCUGCGGACCAUUAUUGGAAAAGGGCAAUCGAAGAAGAGGCUUCAACAUUCUGCUGUCCAACUUUGUGGCUAG
Colletotrichum phormii is the source of this 1269-nucleotide messenger RNA. RefSeq lists its product as uncharacterized. The coding region runs from base 1 to 1269 and encodes 422 amino acids. Lineage: Eukaryota; Fungi; Ascomycota; Sordariomycetes; Glomerellales; Glomerellaceae. The record is from RefSeq and is a predicted model, not a curated record. The transcript is spliced from 2 exons.